AUGACUCCCUAUCUCGGCAUAAGUGGCAAGACCCUCAAUUUCAUCAUUGGAAUUAUCGGCGCAACUGCUUUCGCCCUUCAAGGAUACGAUCAAGCUGUCGGGAAUGGUAUCCUCACUCUCAAAACAUUUCUAAGUGUCUUCCCUCAGACAGAUACACUCGAUACCAAAGGCGCUCAAAAGUCGCAUAAUGCCACGAUCCAAGGUACUACCAUUGCCAUCUACGAAGUUGGCUGCACACUUGGGGCUCUGGCUCGCGUGUAUAUCGGCGACAAAUUAGGUCGAAUACGAACUGUAUUUGCUGCCGGUGUAGUGACGCUCGUAGGAGUGGCCAUUCAAACAUCGGCUUUCAGCCUUGGGCAAUUCAUUGCUGGAAGGGUCAUAACAGGUCUUGGUCUCGGCGCUUGUACUGCUACUGUUCCUAUGUGGAUAUCAGAAUGUGCGAAUGCUAAAGACCGUGGAUAUUUUGUUCUUCUCCAGGGCUUAUUCGCUUUGGGGGGGAUUGUCACUGCAACCUGGCUGGAGUUUGGCCUUUUUUAUGUUAAAGAAAACGCUGUCAACUGGCGUUUCCCUAUUGCCUUCCAAGCAGUCUUGGCAUUGGUCGUUGUCAGUGCCAUUCUGUUCAUGCCAGAAUCUCCUCGCUGGCUUCUCAAGAACUCACGCACAGAGGAAGCCUCUAAGGUCUUAGCCGUUCUCGGAGAUACAUCUGUCGAACCAGAGACUAUUGCGGCGGAAAUCGCGACUAUCAGCAGUGCAAUAGAACAGGAGGCCAGCAUUGACGGCUGGAACAACCCCUUUGCUGUCAAUCAUGGACGGUACCUCCACCGUACAAUGCUUGGGCUGGGAGUGUGCUUUUUGGGGGAAAUGACUGGAGUUAACAUUAUCACUUUUUACUCGACAACUAUAUUUCAGAUUAAUCUUGGAUAUUCUGGAACUACAUCGCGAGUCAUCUCAGGGUGUCUCCAAAUAUGGCAACUCCUUGCUGCCGGCCUAGCCGUCUUCCUUGUGGAUCGAGUCGGCCGCAGGCCCCUCCUUAUCGUGUCGGCAGCAGGCAUGGCUGUAGCACACGCAUGUUUAGCUGGUCUAACCUCCAAUCUUCAGAACAAACAUGCUUCUGAUGCAGCCAUCUUUUUCUAUUUUCUCGCUCUUUUCUUCUUUCCCAUUGGUCUCUUUCUGCUUCCUUUUAUGUACGCUGCCGAAAUCGCUCCUUUGAGAACCCGAUCACAAGUUACCGCUAUGGCCGCCGCUAUACACUGGCUAUUUGGCUUCGUUAUCGCAGAAGUUACUCCAGUUGCGUUUGCAAAUAUUUGA
Molecule: messenger RNA, 1308 nt
Organism: Trichoderma virens Gv29-8
Lineage: Eukaryota; Fungi; Ascomycota; Sordariomycetes; Hypocreales; Hypocreaceae
Exons: 2
Coding region: 1-1308 (435 amino acids)
Biological process (GO): transmembrane transport; carbohydrate transport
Cellular component (GO): membrane
Molecular function (GO): carbohydrate:proton symporter activity
Source: RefSeq, a predicted model, not a curated record